Molecule: messenger RNA, 1609 nt
Organism: Pseudophryne corroboree (corroboree frog)
Lineage: Eukaryota; Metazoa; Chordata; Amphibia; Anura; Myobatrachidae
Gene: RGS16
Product: regulator of G protein signaling 16
Exons: 4
Coding region: 178-753 (191 amino acids)
Source: RefSeq, a predicted model, not a curated record
AGCAUUCCUGAGUCUGGGAAUCAGCCAGUUCUGUUAGCAUGAGCAAGGGACUAGCAGACAAUCAUUGCUCCUGCCUGGAAUGGUAAGAGAACCACUCUAAAAGGACAGAAGCCUAACACCGGAACUGCUUUAUCACUGGGAAGAUACACUGAAGAGAACCCAGCACUGCAGAGGACAAUGAUGUACUUGAAUUCAUUUAAUCCGGAUGCCUUUUUGUGUGGCAGGGCGAAAGAGCUUCGAUCAUCAAUUGGCACCUUGAUUCACAAAGUGGACGUUGGACACAAGCUUGUACCAUCCAGCUUGUACAAAAAGAAGGACACUCAAAAAAACUGCACAAAGGAAGCAAUGAGAUGGAAGGAAUCUUUCAGCCAACUGCUUUGUAGCAAAGAUGGGUUUUCAGCUUUCCGCACCUUCCUGAAAACAGAAUUCAGUGAGGAGAACCUGGAGUUCUGGGUAGCUUGCGAAGACUAUAAGAAGACUCUUUCAACGAAUAAACUUCAUAGCAAAGCUCAAUGCAUAUUUCAGGAAUUCUUGCAGACCGGGGCCCCGCGAGAGGUCAAUAUCGACCAUCAAACCAGAGAAUUCACACGGCAGCAAGUAGCCUCCGCCUGUCAUAACUGCUUUGACGCGGCACAAGAGCAGACCCGUAUUUUAAUGGAAAAAGACUCAUAUCCACGCUUCUUAAAAUCCCCUCUCUAUCAGAAAAUGCUAUCACAGUCCUCUAUUAAAAAAAUAAAAUUAUCCUUUACAUGAGUGGGAAAAGAAGAAGACUAAACAAGUGCCAACACUGAGAUGUAGAGCUCAGUGGAAUGAUCUAGAGCCCAGUUCAUGAAAUGACCCCACACCGUGUAUUCCGGAGUCUGGGUACUGACUGAAGAGCAAAGAGUUGAGUCCAUCAAGGCUGGAGACCCAAAAGACAGAGCAGAGAAGACAAUGCAAAGUAUGGGUCUAUGAAUUCAUUCUGACAGUGCUAGCUGUGAUGUGACUGUACUUGUGUUAACACACUCCUCCUGUAAUCCUUGAUUUGCAUGUGGGAAUACUUACAGGACUGACCUGAAUGCAGACUAGUGGACCCAUAGUGAUUCCUGUGGUUUGUGUAAUGUUGUUGCAAUGUGCCUGUGAACUGCCAAGUGUCACAUCCUCUGCAGCUUCCCAUUGACAGGGGGAAAAAAAGGCUAUUUUUCUUGUUGCUAUGCUGAUGAGUAAUUAGUAGAUCAUCCAGAAAUGUGUUUUUACCUGGGACACAAAGGCUGCCAAGUAUUUUAUCUGUAUCCACUAGUAAUAAUAAUAUCCAGCAAAUAAGGACAAUUGGAGGAAAUAGGAAACACUGUAUAAACAAUUUGACACAUUCCUAGCCAAGUUUUUCUUGGCAAACAGGAAUUACAGACAUUACAGACACAUGAGUAUAACGUAUGGUGAGUGUCAGCAAUGUGGUUUAGAUGAUAAAUACACAGAUGUGAAAGGGAUUGUGCUAAUGUUUAAUUAUUUGCUACAAUAAUAUAUUGUACUAUAUAUAUGUAUGUGUAUAUACAUGUUGUAUAUCUGUAUAUUAUGUAUGUUAAUUUAAAUAUGUAUGUAUGUUAAUUUAAAUGUGUUAUUAAAAACCAGU